UGGCAGAGACUGAUGCCCAUCAGUGAAGCAGGCUGUGUGCUGAUUGGUUGGGUCGUCUGUCAAUCAUUCGCGUUGACCGGGUGAUGUUGUGACCUGCCCGGGGGUGGAGGUUGGGGAGAGACGGCAGCUCCAGAAAUCCAGGCCGAGGCUGGAGUGGGCCCGUGUAGGCCGCGCGGAGCUGCAGCCGUCCGGAGGAGAAUGAAUCUGAUGGCGAUUUAUUAGAUGUCAAGACUCUGGUUGAAAACCAGCAACAAGCCACCAUGGAAGGACAAUAACAUUUGGAUUAUUAUUCAAAGAUGCUUGGAUUGCAAGAAUAAAAAUGUCUUCCUGCAGUUACAAAGGAAUACCAUGUGCAAUUAUGAUUUGUAUACAUAAGAAUGACCAUAACCCCGAGAGUCUGGAAUGCUUCACAGUUCAGCUGCAAAGUCAUUGAUGAUGGGAGUAAUCCUGGGGGCUGGAGUGGCAGUCGUCCUGAUUGCCACCACCAUCCUCAUUGUACACCGACGACUGCAAGAGAGAAGAAUUCAAGCUCAGGAAACCCCAAAAUACCGAUUCCGAAAACGUGACAAAGUAAUGUUCUAUGGACGCAAGAUCAUGAGGAAGGUGUCACAAUCCACAUAUUCCUUUGUUGGAACUUCAAGACCAAGAGCAAAAAGGAAAGCGAAAAUGCUGAUCAUUGCAAAACGGUUCUUGCACAUUAAUAAGGAAGUUCCAACCCUGCAGCCGAAGGAGCCCCCUCCCUCUGUUCUUGAGGCUGACCUGACUGAGUUUGAUGUUGCCAGCUCUCACUUGCCCUUGGAAGUGCUGUACAUGCUGAAGAACGUAAGAGUUCUGGGCCAUUUUGAGAAGCCUCUGUUUCUGGAGCUGUGUAAACACAUGGUCUUCCAACAGUUCCAGCAGGGGGAGUACGUCUUCCGACAGGGCCAGGCAGACAACAGCAUCUAUGUGGUACAGGAUGGCAAGCUGGAGCUCAGCCUGAUGGGAACUGAUGGAAAGGAAUGUGUUGUGAAAGAGAUUUUCCCUGGUGAUAGCGUGCACAGUUUACUUAGCAUUCUUGAUGUUAUUACGGGUCACCAACGACCAUACAAGACUGUGUCUGCUCGAGCUGCUGAAGAAUCGACUGUCCUUUGUUUACCAGUGGAGGCAUUCCAGACAAUUUUUGAGAAGUAUCCUGAAAGCCUGGUCAGAGUAGUACAGAUUAUCAUGGUGCGGCUACAGAGAGUGACAUUUGUGGCUCUGCAUAACUACCUAGGCCUGACGAAUGAACUCUUCAUUCAGGAGAACCAGCCAUCACGCCUCAUUCCACAAGCGAGCUGCACCACACGGACAAGCCCUGUGCGAUACCGCCGUUUCACCAGUGUGUCAGUAGCUGAAGAUCAGAAGGAUACUGCUGGGAAGUUGAUUCUUGACCCAGGAAAUGAAGUACUAAAGGGACCAAUUUUGGAGAAUAAUCGGGGAGCAUUGCUGAGCCGAUGUAUAUCCAUGCCAUUGGAUAUUUCUGGAAUACAGAAAGGAGUUUGCUCAGACUUUGACAUGGCGUAUGAAAGAGGGAGGAUUUCAUCGUCCUUUCAAGAGGAUAGCCCAGUGAGCUCCAUGCCACUAAGCAGAUCUGCACCACAAGAGACCAGGGAGCGUAAGUCUGUGACAGUCGAGGAACAUCCAUCAUGUGUGUAUCUUUACACUGAGGACGACACAGAUGAAGUCUAUGGAGCGCCUCAGAUCAAGCAUGUGGGAACUAUUUUCGAGGAGGCGAAGCAGGAGCUCCUGAAACUACUGCGUAUUGAGGACCCAUCUCUUCUUAACAACCGCGUCACCUUGCACUAUGCCAAGCCUGGAAGUGUACUGGCCCGUCAGGGAGACCAGGAUGUCAGUUUACAUUUUGUGCUGUCGGGCUACCUGCAUGUUUACCAGCGAAUGAUUGACAAGGAGGACGAUGUGUGCCUAUUUGUGACUCACCCUGGAGAAAUGGUGGGCCAGCUUGCUGUCCUGACUGGUGAGCCACUGAUCUUCACUGUCAAAGCAAAUCGUGACUGCAUCUUCCUUAAGAUCUCCAAAUCGGAUUUCUAUGAAAUAAUGCGCGAACAGCCUAACGUGGUGCUCAGUGCUGCACAUAAUGUGGCUGUCAGAAUGUCACCAUUUGUACGGCAAAUGGACUUUGCAAUCGACUGGAUGGCAGUAGAAGCAGGCCGUGCCCUCUAUAGGCAGGCUGACCGAUCAGACUGUACCUAUAUUGUCCUGAAUGGGCGACUGAGGUCUGUGAUCCGCAAGGCUAACGGCAAGAAAGAACUUGUAGGAGAAUAUGGACGUGGAGAUCUGAUUGGAGUGGUUGAAGCCCUAACUCACCAGCCCCGCGCCACUACAAUGCAUGCCGUUCGUGACUCUGAACUGGCCAAGUUACCCGAAGGAACACUGAAUAAUAUCAAGAGAAGAUAUCCUCAGGUAGUCACUCGGUUGAUUCACCUUCUGGGUCAGAAGAUCCUGGGUAACCUGCAGCAGGUGCACGGGACAUUUCCAGGCUCUGGUAUCGGACUCUCGACAGCUAGCAGUGCCGAUGUAACAAACCCAACCAGUAACCUAUCCACUGUGGCUGUGCUUCCAGUCUGUGACGAAGUACCAAUUGCUGCCUUCACCAUGGAGCUGACUCAUGCACUCAAUGCUAUUGGGCCCACUCUGCUGUUGACCAGUGAUAUUAUUAGGCAGCGUCUGGGUGCAUCAGCACUGGACAGCAUCCAUGAAUACCGUCUGUCAGGCUGGCUGGCCCAGCAAGAGGAUAUCCACCGCAUUGUGUUGUACCAGACUGACUACAGCAUGACACCUUGGACCCAACGCUGCAUUCGGCAGGCAGACUGCAUUCUUAUUGUCGGACUUGGGGACCAAGAGCCCAGCUUGGGAGAGCUGGAACAGAUGUUAGAGAACACAGCCGUUCGGGCACUGAAACAGCUCAUCCUUUUACACAAGGAAGAUGGUCCCAGUCCUUCCCGGACCGUGGAGUGGCUGAACAUGAGGAGCUGGUGUUCCGGGCACUUUCACAUCAAGUGUCCUCGCAGGAUCUUCUCUCGUCGGAGCCUCCAAAAAUUGAGGGAGAUGUAUGAAAAACUAUUUGAGAAAACAGCAGAUCGACACAGCGAUUUUUCUCGACUGGCCCGAAUCCUCACAGGAAACACAAUCGCACUGGUCUUAGGAGGGGGAGGAGCCAGGGGAUGCUCACAUGUUGGUGUAAUGAAGGCCAUGGAGGAGAUUGGAAUCCCGGUCGAUAUUGUUGGAGGAACCUCUAUUGGGUCGUUAAUUGGGGCAUUAUAUGCUGAGGAGCGGAGUGCAGUGAGGACGAAGCAGAGAGCAAGAGAGUGGGCAAACGCAAUGAACUCUGUCUUCAAAACUGUGUUAGACCUGACCUACCCCAUCACCUCUAUGCUGUCGGGUUCUGCCUUUAACACAAGCAUUGCUGAUGUGUUUGAAGACAAACAAAUUGAGGACCUGUGGAUCCCAUAUUUCAAUGUAACAACUGAUAUCACCGCAUCUGCGAUGCGAGUGCACAAAGAUGCAGGCAGUAUCUGGCGUUACGUCAGAGCGAGUGCAUCUUACGUCCCUUAUUUGCCUCCUCUCUGUGACCCCAAGGACGGGCAUUUGCUUGUGGAUGGCUGCUAUGUAAACAAUGUCCCAGCUGACAUCGCAAGAAACAUGGGCGCCAAAACAGUGAUUGCCAUUGAUGUGGGCAGCAGGGAUGAAGUUGAGCUGAGUAACUAUGGAGACAGUCUUUCCGGAUGGUGGCUGCUUUGGAAACGCCUAAAUCCAUGGGCAGAAAAAGUUAAAGUGCCAGAUAUGGCAGAAAUUCAGUCUCGACUGGCUUAUGUCUCCUGUGUUCGACAACUGGAGCUGGUAAAGAGCAGUGCGUACUGUGAAUACAUCCGGCCACCUAUUGACAGGUUCAAAACCAUGGACUUUGGCAAGUUUGAUGAAAUUUAUAAUGUCGGAUACCAGUACGGAAGGGUGGUCUUCAGUAGCUGGAACAGGGGUGACAUUAUCGACAAGAUGCUAAAGGACCGAAAAUCAGUUGAUUAUUAUGAAAUCAAGAAGAAGAAUGCUUUUAUGUCCUCGAAUGCUGCAUUCACUGACCUCGCUGAGAUUGUGUCUCGAAUUGAACCCCCAAAGAGCUACAAUUUAGCAGACGCAGAAGAAUCUGAUUAUCUUACUGAAUAUGAGGAUGAAGUGAUGGAUACAGUGAGGGAUGAGGAACAAGAUGAGAAUGAGGAACUUGAAGACCAGGACGAUCCAGAAACCAACCACUCAGCUGCUGAAUGGACUCAGGAAUCUGCUUUUGAAAUGGAUGAGCAGAACAAUGUAAGGCAUCGUAAAACUGGGAGCAGCCCCCAGCAAAAUCCCAGCGCCCAAUCAGACUGUUGCUAAAACUCUACAUACUCAGCCUGGCCAGCAACUCCCACUUCAGUAACGGAACCUAGUGAAAGAAAGGGAUUUACAAAAUUAUCCUGUUGAAUAGCAAAACAUCUCUUGCACCAAUCUUUGCGAGUGUGGUAUGCUAUUUGUAUCAUAUUUCCCCCUCCAUCAGGGACUGUUUUCCUUCCUGUUUACAGGAGCUGGUUUCCAGCUCUGGGAGUGUCCAGGGGACUUGCUGUCAUUUCAGUUUGCUGCUGGGUGCAGCGUCUCCUUUUAACUCCAAGUGAAGUUGCUGAAUCCCAUGUCCUCCUUUCAAUCAAUUCUCCCCUCAGUAGAAAAUCUUGCUGCUUGCUCCUAAUACUUUAAUUUUGUUUAAAUUCCAAGUUAUUGGAAUACUUGAGUGAGUAGGUAGGGUGGCCAGCUGCCCUGGUUUUGGGCUUCUGAUGGCUGUGCUGGCUUUGUCAAACCCUGUCACUUGCUCAGCUCGUCAGUGUCUGUCCAUUCUUUUGAUGCAGAUUGGUAACAAAUCAAGAAAGGAGCUAGUUUCUUUUUAUAUUAUUUUACCAGCACUCCAGAUCGCCAUCAGCGAAGGUCAGUUUUGUUUAAACGUUGUUUAAACUCAGUGAGUGCUGUAUCAUAACCAGUAUCUUCUAACAGAGAUCAGUUUUCAGCUCUGUGUUCACAAUCUGUUAGCUAUUAGCUGAAUUUACUGUCCUAAACUCCAGUUAGUACUGUCACAAGUGAGAGAUUUAAUGUUGCACUGCCAUUUCUGAACCAUACCAUGUGGAUUAACUCCUUAGGAGAUAAUGGUUGAAUUACACUCUGAUAUUCCCCACACAGUGUAAGUAACAGAGUUCACUCCAUGAUAGAUGCAUUACUGUAGCUCCAUAUACGUGCAUCUUGUCCGAUUUUGUUCUGUCCUCCAUAUCCAACACUCUCCUUUUCUCCCCCUUCGCGCCCCCCCCCACCUGACUACCCCCACAACCUUCUCCGCUUGUCCCCCCGUGCCCCCUCCCUGCAACACCGCCUCAGUUGCCCAAGUUUCAAAGGGUCCAAAUCACUGUCCACCUCAUUCUACUAAAACCGAUCAGUAAUUCCAGACUCUGAGAAUGAAAAGUGAAAAUGUCCUGCUCUGUGGAAAUCUCUCGCCCCGUUUAUUUCCGGUCUGUUCCUGCUCUGCAAACCCAUGGCUUGAAUAAACACCAGCCCAUCAUUCUGUCAGUGUGAACCUGUGGACAAGGAGCGGGGUACAGCAUAACACAUAGAGAGACCAGACGAAAAUCUUUGGAACAAGCACCAAGUCAAAGAAAAACAAAAUGCUGUGGAUGCUGGAAAUCUUGGAAGAAACAGAGUGCUGGAGAAAUUCAGCAGGUUGUGCAGCGUCAGUGGAGAGAGACACAGUUAAGGUUUUGAGUCCAGUAGGUCAGCUAUGAAGAAGAGUCAUGAUGGAUUUGAGAUGUUAACUCUGUUCUACUCUCCACAGAUGCUGCCACACCUGCUGAGUUUCUCCAGUGUUCUGUGGGUUUAUUUCAGUAAAUAAAUUAUUCAAACAAAUGUAACACUUAGGGAAAAGCCCACAUAGUGCACUCCUGCUUAUAACAAUUUAAAUGUGAAAAUUACUGGGAGCUUCUUGCCAUCUCUUGGGUACAGAUGACCCUGAACUGUUUCAGGGAUAGAAUUGUACCUCCACAGGACAGGAAGGCUUUGUUGGGCUAUUGAUGGUUGUAAUGUGGUUCUAUACUAAGAUUCGCUUUUUGUUUGGCACUGAUAAUGUUAUUGAAAUGUUUAAUUUUUGAAUAAUCAGUUAUUGCUGUUCAACUAUUUAAUCACCUGCACUGCCAUUAAUCUGUGACUUUUAAUUGGUCACUUUAUUCCCUCGAAAUCUUCGAGAUGCUGCUUUGUUUAGCCUGAGAAGCUGAUGAGAUUAUGAUUUGCAGAUAGCGUUAUGAUUGUGAUCUAAUGCAUUUUAUUUGGCCAUGCAGAAUCUGCUGCCAGAUUAACGUGAUCACAAACUAGUUACUGCUGUGCGAGGAUUCACUUAGCAUUCCUCAUCUCCACAGCUGAUUAGACUGAAUAUUCACCAAUUGGGCCAAACUCACCGAGUUUGCCCAUUUAACAAGUAGAAGCACAUUGACAUUCCUAGUCGCCUAGCUAUCCUCCUCCUGUUUAAACCUCUGGACCAGUGUAAAUAUUGAAAGAUAAAAAGCUGCAUUGUAACGAAACACCUUAACCCUCCUGCCAGAGUCUCAUUUGUUGAUCCCUACCUGUCAAAAGUUUUGAUAGUGCACCUUGGAAGUAGCUGGUUGAAGCACUGUUCAGCCAGACCACUCCAGGCACUGCAGAACAGAAGCUACUUCCCGUAGAGCCCUUUCCAAGCCAGUCUGGAUAUGUCUGGAGUGACUCCGUCUGGUACAUUUCAGUGUCAACAGGGAAAACUCUAAAUUUCCAAAGAGUAAGGUUUUGUAAUGAAUGUUGAGCUGCUAUGGAAAAUUGGCUCCAGCUUCAGUGAUAGGGAUAAUGUUCGUAAUGUGUAUUCAUCACCUUUUUGAAGUGAAGGCUAUAAAUCCGGUCUGUUCUAUCCUAGUAAACCGAAACAUGUGGAUGUACCAACAUUUCAGUAAUAUGUAGAGAAACUUCACCAAUGGGAUCACAGUAAUGCAGUAAAGGGAGACGUGCUGUCAAAACUUUUCAUGGCCUGCUCAUCAAGAUGGAGUUGUUAGAACACCAGAUUUCAAAGACAACAAGUUUUGCUGUUCAUACUGUAUUAGUGUAAAUUAUUGUUCCAUUUGAAAUUUGGUAUUCUUGCGAUUACAUCCUGAUGAGUGCGCCAUGAGAAGCCUCCUUUUAAAAGGAAUAAUAAGAUCCUGUUAUCGCUCACAUACUGAGCCAAGUGUCAAUGCCUGUCUGAAUGGAGGCUGUUGAAGAUGGCUACAUAUGAAAAAGCUCCAAAAAUUGGGUUUUCAAUUCAGGAGAACAUUUCGUUUCGAGAUGAGGAGUUUUCAGUUUGGGUCAGAUAUCUGACCCAUUACAGUGUGCAUAGCACAGGAAGACCGGGCAGAACUAACAACGCGCUUGCCUCUGGAAAGGGCAAACUAUGACCAUCCUGAUGGUGUGGGAAGUAAUGGCAUUGUGCCACCUGUGGUUACUACCCCUCCCCUUGCUCUGUAGUUAGUGCAGGUGGCUCACUGCCGCCAGUGAGAUGCUGCUAGAUUGACUGGAUAGACACAACUGUACCCGAAAGCAGAGACAUUCUCAGCAAUGUUGCACGGACAUUGUGAGGAAGCCAGCAGAUCCUUGAGAUUCUUGCACCUCCAACACUAGUAAUCUAACAAUGCAAUUUUCAUCUGAACUUUUUUUACCCUGCUAUUUGCACUGGUCAGUAAUGGAUGUUAAAUAAUUCUGUGCAUUUUUGUAGUUUUAAUCAUUUGCAAUGAUUAAUGUGAGAUUUAUUUCCAAAGUUAAUCAGCAAUAUAAUAAAUCAUUGACUAGCAGAGGAUGUCACAAUUUCUGAUGGUUGAAUAUAUAAAGGAAAUAAUGGUAUUAAAUACUAUCAAACUGUUUACUGCAAAAA
Stegostoma tigrinum is the source of this 7963-nucleotide messenger RNA. It is a transcript of the gene pnpla6, whose product is annotated as patatin-like phospholipase domain containing 6. The transcript is spliced from 37 exons. Gene Ontology annotation, cellular component: endoplasmic reticulum. Gene Ontology annotation, molecular function: phosphatidylcholine lysophospholipase A1 activity. The record is from RefSeq and is a predicted model, not a curated record. Gene Ontology annotation, biological process: phosphatidylcholine metabolic process. Bases 403 to 4404 code for a protein of 1333 amino acids. Lineage: Eukaryota; Metazoa; Chordata; Chondrichthyes; Orectolobiformes; Stegostomatidae.